Messenger RNA from Salvia hispanica, 2480 nucleotides. The record is from RefSeq and is a predicted model, not a curated record. NCBI's taxonomy places the organism in Eukaryota, Viridiplantae, Streptophyta, Magnoliopsida, Lamiales, Lamiaceae.
AACCUCACUAAUACCACGAAAAAUCACCAAAUAGCCAGUAAGAAAACUCUUGGAUCUCUCAAAGUACAUAACUUAUCCAGGCCAAAUUCUAAUAAUGAAUUUAGACCACAAUAAAUUUGCAUGGAAAAAGAGAAUCAGAGGGUACCACUAGUCACUCACACUACUCACAAAGGCAGUGAAAUACGAUGAAGAAUCCAACCAAAGAUGACACGAGAGAACACUCAUAGAGAGAACUUAAGCAAGAUAGAAUAAACAGUGUGAAUUCAGAUAAAAAGAGAGAGUAGCAAGUUGUGAGGGCGGUGAAGGGAUUCGGCUUUAUAAGGUCUAUCCGUCUCCUAACCACGUAAGAAAGACAUUUAGACCAUGUUAAACAAACGUUUUCUUUCCUUUUUAAAAUAUUCAAUUAUUUUAUUUCUUUCUGCUUUACUAUUUGUGGUGUGGGAGGAGUAAGAACUAAUCAAAGUGUCAUGUGGUGUGUCUGAACUAUUUGUGGGAAACGGUUCACUCAUUGCCUGUCCACCGAUUGAAUUCCCACUCUUCAAUAAAUUUGUAAUCAUAUAUCUACAUUACCUUAUUUAGCCAAAUUAAUUGAUGAAUCAACAACCUUCCCCCCCAAAAAAAUGUCUUCCAAAUUCGAUCCAUUUCUCCCACUCAAUCCCAAUCUCAUCCUUCCCCACCCAAACCCUCCCCCCAACUCCCCUCACCUCCCCGCCGCCCCUCCCGCCGCCGCUAAACUCGUAAUCACCGGCGGCAACAGCCUCUCCGGCCACGCGCCCAUCAGCGGCUCCAAGAACUCAGCUCUGGCGAUUCUUGCGGCGACGCUCUGCUGCCGCGGCGAUUCGAGGCUCAGCAAUGUGCCCCAAUUGAUCGAUACGACGACAAUGGCCGCCGUUUUGAGCUCUUUGGGAGCUGAGAUUGAAUUCUCCGGUAACAACUUGGUGGUGAGGACGGAGCGGGUCGGGUCGGUGGAGCCCGACGCGGGUCUGGUUGGGAGGAUCCGAGGCGGGUUCUUUGUAGUCGGGCCGCUGCUGGCCCGGUUCGGCGAGGCGGCUGUUGGGCUUCCCGGCGGGUGCGAUAUUGGGGCCCGGCCCGUUGAUAUUUAUGUUCGUGGGCUUAGGGAGCUUGGCGCCGUUGUGGAAUUGAGGGACAACAAGCUCGUAGCACGUGCAGCGAACGGACGAGGUCUCGUUGGCGGGAGGUUCCGCCUUGACUACCCCAGCGUCGGAGCAACUCAAACUCUGAUGAUGGCGGCUUGCUUGGCCGAAGGCACGACGCUCCUCUCCAACGUUGCCCGAGAGCCAGAGAUAGCCGAUCUUGCUUCCUUCCUCACAAGCGCGGGGGCUCGUGUGGAAGGCGUGGGGACGGACAAGAUACGCAUUCACGGGACGAGGCAGCUCUAUGGCGCUGAACACGCGAUCAUGCCUGAUCGGAUUGAGGCAGGCACGUUCAUGCUCGCUGCUGCCAUCACUCGCUCGCGCAUUUCCCUCUCCCCUGUCUGGCCCGAGCUCUUGUCUGUCUUGAUUGACAAGCUCUCGGGCGCUGGUUGCACGAUCUCACACAUGCGUGAUGAGCUGGAGCUUUCCGCCAUUCCUCGAAGAAGUGGAGAGGGCUUACGCGGUUUUGAUGUUAGAACGCUCCCAUAUCCCGGAUUCCCGACGGAUCUCCAGCCUCAGACAAUGGCGAUGCUGUCAACGUGUGAUGGUUUGAGCAUUGUAGAGGAAUCCGUGUUUGAGAACCGCUUGACUCAUGUGAAAGAACUGCAAAAGUUCGGAGCUAAGAUUUACACCGAGGGAAGUACUGCAUUUAUACACGGGAAAGGGAGAGGAGAGAAACUACGUGGUGCACGAGUUGAUGCAGCUGACCUAAGAGGCGGGAUGUCGUUAGUAUUAGCCGGCUUAGCUGCAGAAGGAGUAACUCAGGUCAGCAGAAUGUCUAACAUAGACCGAGGUUACGAGAGUUUGGAGACGAAGCUUAGAUCACUGGGAGCCGAUGUGAAGAGGCUAGAGGAGCCCCAGUCCAUCUUGAGAUCAUGAAGUACUUUUUUUGUCCCAUUCAAAAGCAAAUCAUUUCUUUUUCUACACUAGAUUUCAUGCAGUGUUGUUUAGUGCGUCGAGUAAAGUACAGAAAGUAAAUGUUUUCAUUUUAAAAAAUAUAUAGCAAUAUAAUACAAAGAAUUGUCAAGGAGAAGAGAGCAGAGUGAACUAUGUAAUGCAGUUGCAGGGGAACUGCAGGGGAUUCACGCGCGUUGAGCCUGCUCGUUCAGAAUGCAUCUUCGAUGAUUUCUGUUGGGCAACGACGCUGGCUCGACGUGGUAAAAGGGGUUCGACGGAGAUGAUCAUUCGGAGAGGGGACCAAGUUUUAAAGUACAGACAUUGCUGAUACCACAAUUUGUAUCUUUAACCAAAUGUUGUGAUCCUUUUUCAUGUAUAUGAAUGAGAACCUUUGCUGUGUAACUAAUGCAGUUUUUUAGUUUUACUGUA